This is a messenger RNA of Mytilinidion resinicola, 800 nucleotides long. RefSeq lists its product as uncharacterized. Lineage: Eukaryota; Fungi; Ascomycota; Dothideomycetes; Mytilinidiales; Mytilinidiaceae. The record is from RefSeq and is a predicted model, not a curated record. The transcript has a single exon. Bases 45 to 659 code for a protein of 204 amino acids.
AUGCCAACCUACUCCUCUUUAGUCCUGUCCAGCCACUCGCAGGCAUGCUCCGCAACUUACAUACCUCGGCGAUAAACUUCAGCUACGGCGAAGUCGACUCGCCGGACCUGAGCAACGUUCUCACAAACCUCCAUAAUGUCCGUGUCCUCGAGCUUGCCGUCUCAAACACCAAGCCGUAUGAGGAUCCGUGGGAGCCGACGAAAGACAUUUGGUGUACCAUUCUAGCAGCCCAGAUGAUCAACCCGAGAACCAAGGUCUCGGAUUCUCCGGAAUCACUUGCGAAUCUCGAGGAGUUGCGCAUCUCCUUCACGACCGCAGACCUCAUGGACGGGGAGAAAAUGGUGGAAGCGCUGCGUAGGUUGCCGAUACUCCGUCGCCUCGCUCUUGGAUAUGCGAGUCUUGUGACCGGAUUUACGAGUCGUGUCCUUGGUCUCCGCCACGAUUGGGACUCCAUCGCGACGCUCUGCGCCCAACGGCUGUUUUUAGACAAGCUGCUGUUGAUUGAGCCUCUGAGGAGUGGGAAGCCGAUGGCGCGCCUAGGUCGAGACGGCGGAAAGCGCUUUCCUAAUCUGAAGAACGCGGCGGCAGAGGUGAGGGUACGGCAGCAUCGUAAGUUUCGCAAGCUGGAACGAUAUGUGUGCUUCCGCGAUUUGGAGUAGUGCGAUAUCCUCGCAUUCUUUUAGAGCCUGGCACUUCGUCUUAUAGAAAUGUUUCACUGGGAGAUUUGUGGCGAACAAGAUCACUGAUAUGUCUCACAAUUCUAGACAGCAGCAGAAGAAGUGCGCCUUGUGGAAAAUCCU